UUUAUCUAAUUUUAUGGAGAUUCCACCAUUUAUAAGAAUCACUCCAAAUAUAUUAACUAAAUUUAGGUAUAACAAUAAUAUAUACUUCAAACCCCUUAAUAAUAAUGAUAAGUUGGAUUCUUUAAUAAUUAAUAACACAAAAACUACUUCAAAUGAAAGCAUAAAACCUAUUGAUUAUAAUUUAAACGAUCUAGUUGAUACUAUUUCGGGUUAUUUAAAUAAAUCAAACGUUAGUUCGUAUGGAUUACUAGAGUACAACUUGGAUAGAUUGGAGAAACGGAAUUAUGAUACCAAGAAAAUUGGAAACAAAUUGAUGAGGAUUCUAAAUUAUAGAAUUUUAAGCCUUUUUGACAAGUUAAACACGAACCAAUUAUCUAAAUUAAUUUUCUCAUUAACACAUUCGAAUGAGAAGUUCUCCGAUUUAACAUUAAAACUUUUGGAGUUAUUCCUUGAGAAAUCUAAAUUUAAUGCAGUUCCAUCAGAUGAUAAUGAUGUGUACGAUCAUUUCUUAGUUUUAUCAUCAUUUCUGAUAUUUAAAAAUAAGUGUAAUAAUGAAAUCAUUGAAAAUAAAUUAAUUGAUAAUAUAAAUUUAAUAAAUUUUAACCCUUUAAAUUUUAAUAAUGGUGUUUUGUUACAAUUUUUAAAUACCCUCACCUUUUUAAAUAACCAUGAAAAAUUAGAUGAAAAUGUUAUAGAACAAAUUUUCUAUAAAUUAAACGUUGAAAAGAUGGCAUUUAAUGAAAUGUGUACAUUAAUACAUACCUAUUCACUAUUGCAGUCUAAUGUUACCUAUAAAGCUCAACACAUUAUGGAGAAUGUGCUGGAGAGAAUAAAUACAGUUGUAAUGGAAGUGUAUAAAAAUCAUGAAGAAUUGAGUGUAGAAUGUUUACCUAAAUUAUUUCACUAUUUUUAUAUAGCAAAUGAUUUGGAUAAUCAUUUGAUGAGUUUAUUGGUUGAAAUUAUAUUGAAGAGAAAUAUUACAUUUCAGUUUUCGAAUGACUUUUAUCGUGUUACUUUCCCAAUCACUCUGUCCAACCUGAUUACACAAGAUUAUGUUGGAAAGUGGAUACUGGAACAAUUAAUCAACAAUUAUGAUAAUUAUGUUAAACAACUGUCCAACUUUUUAUUUAUCCUAAUGAGAGUUGCUAGUAGUGUCAAAAUUGAGCAUAAUAAAGUGACAAAUGGUGUAAAAGGUGCAAUGGUAGAGAGUUUGUAUGAAGAAGCUUUGAUGUAUUUAAACGAAAAGGGUGAUUAUUUACCAACAAACCGUUCAAAGCUUUUAUACCUCUUUGAUAAGAUCGUGGAAUUCAUUCAAUCUGCGGAUUCAGAUCAAUUUAUACAAAUAUUGCAUGUGUUAUCACAUAAACUAGUUAAGAUAAAUACGGGAAUGAAGUUGAAGUUGUUGAAGGAGUGUAGGGAAAGAGUGAAUUCAGUCUCAGUCGGGGGAAUAUCACACAUUUUAGACUUUAUAACUUGGGUUUACAGUAAUAAGAACCCAGACUGUAUCACUCUGCUGGAAACAUAUUUACAGAGGAUACUGUCAGAUAUAUCCACGUAUAACACAGGGGAUCACACCUUUUUAACAACGAGUGAACUGUAUACUGACUCUUAUUUGACCAGUGUAAAGAUUCUGAGUAAUGUACUGUAUAUGUUUGAUUGGGCAAGCUUAUAUUCAAGUGACCUCUCAAAUGAAGUUUCAACACUAAUCAACAAUAACACACAUAUGUUGAUUGAGGCAGAUAUAAGUGAUAUUUGCCACAUCAUACAUUAUAUUUCAAGAAGCAAUGAACAGCCGAAUGAUAUUUUUUACAUUCUUUUGUUUGAUAAAAUGAAGAACGCCACUGAUGUUGAUCCUACAGACCUGAUAUUGUUGCUGGAAUCGUUCAUAGCAAACUCAUUACAUUUAAGAUAUAAAGAACUAUUAGAAGAGAUUGAGAAAAGAGUGAUGAGAAUAAGAGGAGAAGAAAAGGUGAUUAAGCUGUUGAUUGAUUACUUAAAUAAAGUUACAAGUAACAAAUACACAUUCAAAGAACAAGAGAAUAAUUUCACAUUACAAUUGGAGUCCUAGU
Messenger RNA from Theileria parva strain Muguga, 2069 nucleotides. RefSeq lists its product as uncharacterized. NCBI's taxonomy places the organism in Eukaryota, Apicomplexa, Aconoidasida, Piroplasmida, Theileriidae. The record is from RefSeq and is a predicted model, not a curated record. The coding region runs from base 14 to 2068 and encodes 684 amino acids. The transcript is spliced from 10 exons.